GAUACCUCCCGCCAUUGCCGUUGUCUAGUAGUCACUAGUACUCUUCAAAACCGAUCGCCAUUUCAGGAUUCCUCGGCAUCACCAACCACCAUGCCGAUAGUUCUACUUCCACUUCCACUUCUGAUCUCUGUUUUUCAUUUCCUGCCAGUUUCCUUAUUCCCCGCCUUGUCCACAAUCGGAGUUGGAUUCAUUUCGCUGCUUCUUGAAAUUCAGGGUCGCUAGAGGGCGCCUGCGCUUGUCCAAGUUGCUGCGGCUUUGACUUUCAAUCUGUCUCUAAGUAACUUGGCUGGUCGGUUUUUACAUGUUUCUGUGUCAGUACAGAGGAUUUUUUUUCUUUGAAGAUGGCGCAGCGGUAUAGCUUUGUCCGAUGCUGGGAAGUUUAGGAAGUGAAGGAACUCUUGUGUACUUGUAGUCUGCUUCUAGUCUCUAUUUUGAAUGUUCAUCUUUCUCGCGGUUUUUGAACGUUCAUUGUUUCGAGGACAAAUGUAGUGGGGAUUUUGCUUAGUGAUCAGUAAUCAUCGCGCGUUCAGGAGACACAUGGAUGCUGAAAUUUUAAUUGCUGGGGGUAACGGGAGUGGAUUUUAGCUGGCUUGCACUGAUCUCUAAAGCACUGGUGUGGUGCACACGAUUGUUGGGAUAAAACAGGCCUGUAACCUCGUAUUCAAAGGUGCAUGAUUGUUUCAUUUUGGAUUCAAUAGCAUCUGGACCAAUUAAAGCUCGUUGCAGUCCAUACUCGACUGUGGUCGGGAUGGGAGUGUCCAUGAAAGGAAUAGAACAGAAUCCUGUUGUCUACGAUCUUGUGUUCUGAAAUGGCUUUUCAACGCAACAAAGCUGAUGUCAAGAUUCUUCAUCUUCUUUCUCCGAGAUUUCUUUGUAGCAGAGAUUUUCAAACCCAGAAUCACUCAAAUCGAUCAGUCAAAUCCAUGGCGGGAAGCGGCUCGUACGAUUGGGCGGACCAGUGGGAUUACAGCGACUCGAAGGACGUAGUCACGGAGAACAAGAAGAAGAGCGGCGGCGGAAACACUACGACUAAGUAUAAACAGAAGGUCGGCGAAGGCCUUGGGAAGACCAAAGCUGUGGCCUCCAAUGGCGUCAAAAAGGUCAAAGAAGGAACCUCUCUUGGCUUCCAAUGGAUCAAAGAUAAAUAUAACAAAACCGCUCAUAAGAAGUAGAAAUCCUUCGUAUUCUACUCCUCUCUUGCUCUUUGGUUUUCCUUCUCUUAUCAUCAUCGUCUCCAUAGCUUAUCUUUGAGCUGUAUAUCUUGUUUUUUCUAUUUCUUCGUCUGCUGGUUAUAUAUAGAUACAGAUACACCAUAGAUUAUUCUUUUGUUAAUAUGAUUUGAUCUCUGUUCGUCUC
Molecule: messenger RNA, 1356 nt
Organism: Cucurbita pepo subsp. pepo (vegetable marrow)
Lineage: Eukaryota; Viridiplantae; Streptophyta; Magnoliopsida; Cucurbitales; Cucurbitaceae
Product: CDP-diacylglycerol-glycerol-3-phosphate 3-phosphatidyltransferase
Source: RefSeq, a predicted model, not a curated record